Molecule: messenger RNA, 813 nt
Organism: Penicillium manginii
Lineage: Eukaryota; Fungi; Ascomycota; Eurotiomycetes; Eurotiales; Aspergillaceae
Exons: 1
Coding region: 1-813 (270 amino acids)
Source: RefSeq, a predicted model, not a curated record
AUGUUCUUCAAACCCUUCACCGGGCUACUCGCUCUCGGUGCUCUCAUCUCCGCCUCGGUCCUGCCUCCCACCAACGAGCAGGCCAUCCUGAGCAACCCCAGCGCUCACUCACACCACGAACACAAAGAAAAUGCCUUCACUCGCCCUACCUGGUUCGAAUCCGCUCUCCUCGCCCGCCGCAUGCUGGCUCUCUCCUCUUCCGGAGUGAUCUCGACCGUCUUCCCAGAUCCGAUUCCACCCAACUCGCGCACUCCAGCCUCCGUCGCCGGUCUUCCUAUCGGACUACGCGAAUACAUUGCCGACUGUGACAGAGCCCUGCCCGACAAACUUUCAUUCGGAGAUAACGGUGACCCAACCAUCCUCGCCCUUCGCAUCGCCACCACUUUCCGCAAUAUCGGGGCUGGAUCGAACGUUACCCUCGAACUGGACUGGUGGGAGCACCUUGAAGAAGCUGUGCCUGUUUAUCCCGGUUUGCCUCGGAGUCCUGCUGCUUUGCCUCGCGUCACUUUGUUCGGAUAUCUCGACCCCUUGCCCUCGCUCUCACACCACGAUGCCGUGGCACUAGAGAAGUGUUUCCUGCGGUCGCACCCAGACGCGAAGGUGUGGCUGCCCGGUGCAUCGCGUUCGCCGCAUGCGAGCUUCUGGGCCCGACUGGUAGUCACACAGGCAUACUGGAUCGGAGGAUUUGGUGAUGUGCAACAGAUCGGGUGGAUGGAUGUGACGGAGUGGAAGGGGAUUCGGCAGUGGUCGAGUUCCGUUGGGGAUGGACGUGGAUGGGAAGAUGUGCGGCUUCCAGGGGAGAAGCAGCGAUAA